This is a messenger RNA of Racocetra persica, 355 nucleotides long. The record is from the annotation of a GenBank genome assembly. NCBI's taxonomy places the organism in Eukaryota, Fungi, Glomeromycota, Glomeromycetes, Diversisporales, Gigasporaceae.
AAAAACUACUUUAGCCAGAAUUGCAUCAAAAGAAGCAAAACAAGAUAAGGAUAAAGGAAUACAGGAAGAAAUAGAAAUUAUUUACAUUGAUAUUCUACCUAAUUACAAAGACUUGGGUGAUCUUAGUGAAAAGAAAUCAAUAGAAUAUCUGAUUAGCAAGCACAAAAUCAAUGAAAUAGAAACAAAAAAAAUUUAUGUAUUAGUUGGUAGUUGCAUUGUUGAGUUGAAGACAAUUGCAAAUGAUUUUUUGGCCAGAAAAUCCUUUGAAGUUAUUAAAUGGACAAUUUUAGAUGAAGAUGAUUUAAAUGAAGUGUUGGGAGGUAAUGUAUUUGCAUACUAUCCAGAAAAAAAUAUU